Ficedula albicollis (Collared flycatcher) is the source of this 5208-nucleotide messenger RNA. It is a transcript of the gene SIN3A, whose product is annotated as SIN3 transcription regulator family member A. The coding region runs from base 179 to 4003 and encodes 1274 amino acids. NCBI's taxonomy places the organism in Eukaryota, Metazoa, Chordata, Aves, Passeriformes, Muscicapidae. Gene Ontology annotation, molecular function: transcription corepressor activity. Gene Ontology annotation, biological process: negative regulation of transcription by RNA polymerase II. Gene Ontology annotation, cellular component: chromatin. The record is from RefSeq and is a predicted model, not a curated record. The transcript has 22 exons.
CGCCGCUCCCCGCAGUUUCGCAGCUCCGCGGCGCAGCUCUCCGAAAGGACCUGUUGGAGCGGCGCGUACAUAGAUGGAAACCCGAGCGCUCCGAGCGCGCCCUUUAAUUGUCCGGCGAUUUUGAUCUGCUCCUUCUCCUUGCAUUGGUUUUGUGGUGCUUCCUGAGCAUGAGUUCAGCAUGAAGCGGCGAUUGGAUGAGCAGGAGUCACCCGUGUACGCGUCGCAGCAGAGGCGCCUGGCCAGCAGCACCGAGCCUUUCCCGCACCAGCACCGCGUGCUCGCCCCGGCCCCGCCGGUCUAUGAGGCCGUUUCUGAGACCAUGCAGUCGGCCACGGGCAUCCAGUACUCUGUAACUCCCAGCUACCAGGUGUCGGCCGUGCCGCAGAGCUCGGGCAGCCACGGGCCGGCCAUCGCGGCCGUGCACGGCGGCCACCACCACCCCGCGCCCGUGCAGCCCCACGGCAGCCAGGUGGUGCCCAGCCACACGCACCCCACGCCCCCAGCCGUGCCCGUGCAGGGCCAGCAGCAGUUCCAGAGGCUCAAGGUGGAGGAUGCAUUGUCUUACCUUGACCAGGUGAAGCUACAGUUUGGUAGUCAGCCACAGGUCUACAAUGACUUCUUGGAUAUUAUGAAGGAAUUUAAAUCUCAAAGCAUCGACACUCCAGGGGUGAUCAGCCGUGUGUCGCAGCUCUUCAAGGGCCACCCAGACUUGAUCAUGGGUUUCAACACCUUCCUGCCACCUGGCUACAAGAUUGAGGUGCAGACCAACGACAUGGUGAACGUGACAACCCCUGGGCAGGUUCACCAGAUCCCCACCCACGGGCUGCAGCCCCAGCCGCAGCCGCAGCCGCCGCACCCGUCGCAGCCGUCGGCGCAGUCCACCCCGACACCAGCACAGCCGGCACCGCAGCCCACACCUGCCAAAAUCAGCAAGCCAUCGCAGUUGCAGGCUCAUACCCCUGCCAGCCAGCAGACGCCGCCGAUUCCGCCGUACGCGUCGCCGCGCUCGCCGCCGGUGCAGCCCCACACGCCUGUGACAAUCUCUCUGGGCACCACACCAUCCCUGCAGAACAAUCAGCCUGUGGAGUUUAAUCACGCCAUCAACUAUGUCAACAAGAUCAAGAAUCGGUUCCAGGGACAGCCAGACAUCUACAAAGCCUUCCUGGAGAUUCUCCAUACGUACCAGAAAGAGCAGCGUAAUGCCAAGGAGGCAGGAGGGAACUACACACCAGCUCUGACAGAGCAGGAGGUCUAUGCCCAGGUGGCUCGUCUCUUCAAGAACCAGGAGGAUCUUCUCUCAGAAUUUGGGCAAUUCCUGCCUGAUGCCAACAGCUCUGUGCUGUUAAGUAAGACAACUGCAGAGAAAGUGGAGUCGGUCAGGAAUGACCACGGGGGCACAGUGAAGAAGCCACAGCUCAACAACAAGCAGCAGAGACCCAACCAGAAUGGCUGUCAGAUCCGGCGGCACUCGGGCACCGGAGCCACCCCUCCCGUGAAGAAGAAACCAAAGCUGCUUGGUUUGAAAGACCAGUCUUUGGCAGAAGCCAGCAAACAUGGUGUGGGGACAGAAUCUCUCUUCUUUGAGAAGGUCCGCAAAGCUCUGCGCAGCACGGAAGCGUACGAGAACUUCCUGCGCUGCCUGGUUAUUUUCAACCAGGAGGUGAUCUCCCGGGCCGAGCUCGUGCAGCUGGUUUCUCCAUUCCUGGGGAAAUUCCCAGAACUGUUCACUUGGUUUAAAAACUUUCUGGGCUAUAAGGAGUCUGUUCACAUGGAGACAUAUCCCAAGGAACGGGCUACUGAGGGGAUUGCCAUGGAGAUUGACUAUGCCUCCUGCAAGAGGCUGGGCUCCAGCUACCGAGCCUUGCCCAAGAGCUACCAGCAGCCCAAGUGCACGGGGCGGACCCCGCUCUGCAAAGAGGUUUUGAAUGACACCUGGGUCUCCUUCCCCUCCUGGUCUGAAGAUUCCACAUUUGUGAGUUCCAAGAAGACACAAUAUGAAGAGCACAUCUACAGGUGUGAGGACGAGCGUUUCGAGCUGGAUGUUGUCUUGGAGACCAACCUGGCAACCAUCCGCGUUCUCGAGGCAAUCCAGAAGAAGCUGUCACGCUUGUCUGCGGAGGAGCAGGCCAAAUUCCGGCUGGACAACACGCUGGGGGGCACCUCGGAGGUGAUCCACCGCAAGGCUCUCCAGAGGAUAUAUGCUGACAAAGCAGCUGACAUCAUCGAUGGGCUGCGCAAGAACCCCUCCGUGGCCGUUCCCAUUGUGCUGAAAAGGUUAAAGAUGAAAGAGGAAGAGUGGCGAGAAGCCCAGAGAGGAUUUAAUAAAGUCUGGCGAGAGCAGAAUGAGAAGUAUUAUCUGAAAUCCUUGGACCACCAGGGCAUCAACUUCAAGCAGAAUGACACCAAGGUCCUAAGGUCAAAGAGUCUCCUCAAUGAGAUUGAAAGCAUCUAUGAUGAGAGGCAAGAACAGGCUUCAGAAGACAAUGCUGGAGUCCCCACAGGCCCACACCUCUCACUAGCCUACGAAGACAAGCAGAUCCUGGAAGACGCUGCCUCUCUCAUCAUCCACCACGUGAAGCGGCAGACGGGAAUCCAGAAAGAGGACAAGUACAAAAUCAAGCAGAUCAUGUAUCACUUCAUUCCAGACCUGCUGUUUGCUCAGCGAGGUGAACUCUCGGAUGUGGAAGAGGAAGAAGAGGAGGAAAUGGAUGUGGACGAAGCCACCGGGGCCGCAAAAAAGCACAACGGCGUUGGGGGUAGUCCUCCCAAAACCAAGCUGAUGUUCAACAACACGACAGCCCAGAAGCUGCGGGGCAUGGAUGAGGUGUACAACCUCUUCUACGUGAACAGCAACUGGUACAUCUUCAUGAGGCUGCACCAGAUCCUGUGCCUGCGGCUGCUGCGGAUCUGCACCCAGGCCGAGCGGCAGAUCGAGGAGGAGACGCGGGAGCGGGAGUGGGAGAGGGAAGUGCUGGGCAUAAAGAGAGACAAGAGUGACAGCCCUGCCAUCCAGCUGCGACUGAAGGAGCCCAUGGACAUCGAUGUUGAGGAUUAUUACCCGGCCUUCCUGGACAUGGUGCGCAACCUCCUGGACGGGAACAUGGACUCGUCGCAGUACGAGGACUCCCUGCGCGAGAUGUUCACCAUCCACGCCUACAUCGCCUUCACCAUGGACAAGCUGAUCCAGAGCAUCGUGCGACAGCUGCAGCACAUCGUGAGCGAUGAGAUCUGUGUGCAGGUGACAGACCUGUACCUGUCAGAGAACAGCAACGGAGCCACCGGAGGCCUGCUGGCCUCGCAGUCCUCCCGCACCCUCCUGGAGGCCGCGUACCAGCGCAAAGCCGAGCAGCUCAUGUCCGAGGAGAACUGCUUCAAGCUGAUGUUCAUUCAGAGCAGAGGUCAAGUUCAGUUAACCAUUGAGCUGCUGGACACUGAAGAGGAAAACUCAGAUGACCCUGUGGAAGCAGAGCGCUGGUCUGACUACGUGGAGCGGUACGUCAACUCUGACUCUACCUCCCCCGAGCUCCGCGAGCACCUGGCCCAGAAACCCGUCUUCCUGCCCAGGAAUCUGAGGCGGAUCCGCAAGUGUCAGCGUGGUCGGGAGCAGCAGGAGAAGGAAGGGAAGGAGGGGAACAGUAAGAAGUCCAUGGAGAACGUGGAGAGCCUGGACAAGCUGGAGUGUAAAUUCAAGCUGAACUCCUAUAAGAUGGUGUACGUGAUCAAGUCGGAGGAUUACAUGUACAGGAGGACCGCGCUGCUGCGAGCUCAGCAGUCCCACGAGAGGGUGAGCAAGCGGCUGCACCAGCGGUUCCAGGCCUGGGUGGACAAAUGGACCAAGGAGCACGUGCCCCGCGAAAUGGCAGCCGAGACAAACAAGUGGCUCAUGGGUGAAGGCUUGGAGGGCUUGGUUCCCUGCACCACCACGUGCGACACAGAGACCCUGCACUUUGUCAGCAUCAACAAGUACCGCGUCAAAUACGGCACGAUAUUCAAGACACCCUAAGAGAGUCCCCCGGGGCGAGGGCAGAGCCCGGGAGAUGUGUGUGUGUGCGCGCAUCCAGGGAAGGAGGAGGGAGAUCUUUCUCCCCUCGCUGUAUCUCCGUGACAUGGCCACUUGACUAGUGCGUGGCCGGUACAACCCGUCCCCGGCGGCGGGAUUCCCCCGCGGGGCCGCGGAUCUCCGCCCGGGGCCGCCGGCUGCCGGCCCUUUCUGGGGCAGGAAGGACCCUUCUCUGAACUGAGCCAUCCCAGAGAAAACACCACGAGCUCGUACACACCAGCAGCGUUGAGGCUUUGACUCCCCUGAGCGGCGAGGGAGGGGAUGGGAUGGGUUGGGAUGCUCUCCACCACCACCGGAGCCGCUUGGAUGUGUCCCCAAAAUCCCCAGGUGCCUGUGGCCACCGGAUUCUCCUCUCCUUGCGGGCUCCGGCGUUGGGGCCAGGGGGCAGCAGACCCCGGGCUCCUCCCGCUCCCUCCCCUCCCUCCCAGGCUGGACUCACCCUGUGCAGAUCGGUCUGUCCUUUCUAGUGCCAGUGGAACUGUUUUAUUUUUAUUUGGGGUUUUUGUUUUUUGUUUUUUUUUUUUUGUUUUGUUUUGUUUUAUUUUUUGUACCUGCUUGUUUACUAGUCUCUCCUAGUGCCAUGCACCAGCUUUUCACACACAUGUACGUACACACACACAGCAGAGAACAACACGAUUUUAACAUGUUCCCCUCCUUUUUUGUAAAUAAAUGUACAAAUUGUCAAUUUUUUUGGGUUUUUUUUUUUCCUUUUUGGUUUGUUUUGUUUGGCUUUUUUUUUUUUUUAAUUAAAGGAAUUAUGCUUGAUGUGCUAGCAUAACUGUACUAGCUUCUUGUGUACCAUAGUACCAGGUGGCUUGAGAAUUAGUACCGACAGACAGACCGAUGGAGACAUUUAUUACACUUUUUACCAAAGGGAGUUAUCAUUGUAGUGCUUUUGUGUGGAAACUUUUUUCUCCUUUUUUUGUAAAUAAAAAAAAAUAAUGUCUUUGUUCUUAACUGGAGGAAGACACUCGCUCACCCACAGCCGUGUUCCUGGUCUGAAAGGCACCGUUGCAGCACGCAGGUUUUGGGGUGGGAAAGGGGAGGGAAGAGGGAGGUGUAAUCCAACACCUUUUCUGAGGCUGGCUAGAGGAAACAGCAGAGGCAGCGUGUGUGCUUGAGGGUUGAACAGCUGAGGUAUAAGCACC